Molecule: messenger RNA, 1390 nt
Organism: Anopheles maculipalpis
Lineage: Eukaryota; Metazoa; Arthropoda; Insecta; Diptera; Culicidae
Product: beta-1,4-glucuronyltransferase 1-like
Exons: 3
Coding region: 17-1387 (456 amino acids)
Source: RefSeq, a predicted model, not a curated record
CGUUAAAUUCGAUCAGAUGACAGCAUUCAGCAGCACCACCAAUUAUAAACCACUGCAUCCGAACGAUGUUGAAAUGAUUGCACGCCGUUCGACGGUACUUAGGACGGUGCUGCUGCUAGUGAUCGUGUUCUUUGUACUGUUCUGCCUAUUCGGAUACUAUUAUCAACCGGCAGAGGAUAGACACAAUGCCCAGAAUCAGUACUUGGCGGAUGGUGCAUCACACGAAGCCCUGUUGCGCCGGCUAAAGACGAUACUCAGCUGCAACACACCAUCCAAUGGCUACCAGUUGGAAAUGCAUGGCGAUCACUAUCUGUUGCGUAAUUUUUAUGCUCCCGAGCGGAUAUUUAACUGCUACGAAACUAUCACAUAUACCACACACGCAGACUACACCUUUCUGGACAAUGUGAUCCCACUGUUGGAGCGAUGGUUGGCACCGAUCAGUAUUGCACUGUAUGCACCUGGAGCAGAUUUUGGACGUUCAGUAGCACUGAUUCAAUAUCUUCUUGAUUGCCAUCAAAAACGGGCCAUUGUGCGAGAGUACGUCAGCUUUCAUCUGUACUUCGAGUUCGAGCACCUGCCGAAACGGCCACUUGCUUACUAUCGUGAGAUGGUUACAGUGCCACAAGACUGUUCCAAUGCGACUAUCGCAUGGAAUACGUUGCUCACCAAAGAUAAUGAUGAUGAUCUGACACCUACCUACCGAGCAUCAAACAACCUAACCUACCCAGUUAACGUGGGGCGCAAUAUAGCGCGGAGUUCAGCCGUUACGCACUUCGUACUCGCAAGUGACAUCGAACUUUACCCAAGUCCAAACUUCAUACCGAUGUUCCUACGUAUGAUAGCCCAUCCUUUCUAUCAGUACACUCUGCACAGUCCUAGUGUGUACGUGCUGCCCGUGUUUGAGGUAGCUGAGGAUGUUCCAGUUCCCGAGGAUAAGGCAAACCUGCUAGAACUUCUUCAGCGUGGAGAUGCGAUAAAGUUCCACGAGAAUAUCUGCUCCAAUUGUCAUACGGUGCCUGGAUAUGCUGAGUGGCUAACAGCGAUCAAGUACGAUUUCACGAUGGAUAUUCACGUGACGUCCAAAAGGGAAGGAGCGUACGCAUCUUGGGAACCGAUCUACGUUGGGACGAAACACGAACCGGAGUACGAUGAGCGGUUAAGUUGGGAAGGAAAGGCGGACAAAAUGACGCAGGGAUACAUCAUGUGCAUUCUUGGGUACGACUUCCACGUCCUAGACAAUGGAUUCUUGGUGCACCGACCCGGUAUAAAGACGGCCGAGCAGGCAAACAGACCUCCACAGCAAGCGAAACAACGAUCGUUUAUGCGUAAAACUAUUGCACAUGAAAUUGCUGCCCUAUUUGGACAACGGGAAGGUUGCAAAAUUUAAGAG